GAUUUGAUGCGGUUUUCCAGACUAUAUUAUUUAAAAUGGACCAAAAUGUACUGGCUCGAAUUUGUACCAGGAGUAAUCGCAUAAAAAAGGAUAUCGAGCUGAAGUCUGCACAAGCAAAGUUUGAAACUCCGCAAAGGAUUGGCGAGUACAGUGUGACUUGCAACCGAGAUCUCAUACCAGCCAGAGCAAGAUACUUGUAUGGUGAAGAAACCUUGAUUAAUGGGAAAAACGUAAUGAUGGAUCUGAAUCAAGGAUUCGACGUAUUCAUGCAGAAGGAGGAAGAUAGAGAAAAAACAGAGAAAAAUUUUGAACUCAAAGCUAGCGAAAGACUUGAUAAUUUUUGGAAAUGGAUUAUUAUGCGAGCACCGAAGGGGAGCUCUGUCAAAAAGGUG
Molecule: messenger RNA, 392 nt
Organism: Cylicocyclus nassatus
Lineage: Eukaryota; Metazoa; Nematoda; Chromadorea; Rhabditida; Strongylidae
Source: the annotation of a GenBank genome assembly